This is a messenger RNA of Cicer arietinum (chickpea), 958 nucleotides long. RefSeq names its product early nodulin-93-like. NCBI's taxonomy places the organism in Eukaryota, Viridiplantae, Streptophyta, Magnoliopsida, Fabales, Fabaceae. The record is from RefSeq and is a predicted model, not a curated record.
AAUAAUUGGGAGUAUAUGGUACAAUUUUCAAGUUGCUUUGAUGCAAAACAAAAAAAACUAAGGAACGAAGAAGAAACAACAUAAAACCGAGUGCUUCAUUUAUACAAAUUCAAUUUCGUUUUGUCGAUCGUUGUCGUUGACGGCUAUUAGUAGCUACAAAUAAUAAAGCUUCAUCGAUUUAAUUUUUGCAAGAGAAGAAAAUGGGUAUUCCUUCGGAAAUUAGGGACGUUUGGGUCUCCAAAAGAAAUUGUUUCAUCAUUGCUUCUCCAGAUGAGGAGAGGAAGCUUUUAAGAUCUAAGAAAUGUACUCAUGAAGGCGUGAUUGCUGGAUUCAAGGCUGCUUCCGUUGCAUGCGUUGUCAGUGCUGUGCCUACAUUGACUGCUGUUCGCAAGAUUCCAUGGGCAAAGGCAAACCUCAAUUAUACUGCUCAGGCACUUAUCAUAUCUGCUGCAUCCAUUGCAGCAUACUUCAUCACUGCUGAUAAAACAAUCUUGGAAUGUGCAAGAAAAAAUGCUCAACUUGAAAAUUCUCUGAGACACAAUCGUGACACAGUUUCAUCUUAGACACUUCUAUACUCAUUGCUGGUCUUGGUGAAGGAUUUGUGCUACUUGCAAUAUUCAACCAGUAGGCCUGUUGCAAAACUUUCCUUUCUGGGUCUGGCUCGAAUGGAUUUGAAGGUGUAUAUGCUCAAAUAAAAGAGUUUGUUGUUGUUGUUGUUGUUGUGUAACAGUUAUAUUUGGAAUUGUCACUACACUAAUCAAUAAGUGACUUCAUAAUGAGAAUUUUGUGGAAUUGAUAUACCUUGUUUUAUUUACAAGUUGAUGUACCACAUUUUUGUUAAAGGCUUAGAGAGCUUGUUUAACCGAGCUUUUGUUGUUUUUUUCAUUUGGUAAAUUAUUUCCCUUAAAAAUUCCAUUUGUUUCAUAUACAUACUCUUUGAUUGGAGGAGCAUUUAUAA